Messenger RNA from Oreochromis niloticus (Nile tilapia), 3192 nucleotides. It is a transcript of the gene eps8l3a, whose product is annotated as EPS8 signaling adaptor L3a. The record is from RefSeq and is a predicted model, not a curated record. Gene Ontology annotation, biological process: Rho protein signal transduction; positive regulation of ruffle assembly; regulation of Rho protein signal transduction. Gene Ontology annotation, molecular function: actin binding. The transcript is spliced from 20 exons. Bases 150 to 2069 code for a protein of 639 amino acids. Gene Ontology annotation, cellular component: vesicle; plasma membrane; ruffle membrane. Lineage: Eukaryota; Metazoa; Chordata; Actinopteri; Cichliformes; Cichlidae.
UUGCUACCCGCGGCGGACUUUGUCCUUCUCUCUGAUGAGGAAGUCUAAGCCGUACAUCGACAAAGUGCGGGUUUAAACCAUGAGCAGAGUUUGACUGGAAGCAAAAGCAACACAUAAGGAUCUAACAACAAAAGGUGAGUCCAGUCAGCAUGUUCAGGAAUAACAGCCCGUUUGGCUAUGAUACCAGCAGCUAUGCAGACUCACUCCAGUCCAAUGGUUAUUCCACGAUGGAUGAAGCCCCAUCACGGCUAUCAAAUAUGUCGAGGCCAAGUGCAAAAUCAAUUUACUCAGUGCAGAGGCAGGAGUAUGCAGCAUCAAUAAACAAGAUGAUGGGCAACUUUCAGUGCAGAGUGGAGCAUCUGUUCACCUGUGACCUGGACGGGAAGGAGCUGAAAAACAUCACAGACUGUGUGGACCGUUUGAACCUGCUGGAGGAGAUGGGUCAUGUGUGGGGUCAGAACAUGCUAUUGGAGGUGCAAGGCACCAAAAUGAUGCUCACAGACAUUGAAAACAAGGAGGAGCUGGAGUCGAUGCCUCUCAGUGACAUCCAGGAGUUCAACGCUGUGCUGGACGCCGGGGUGUUUAACUCUCUGCUCACAGUGUCAGUCCAGGCCAGGAAAAAACGCAACAUCACUGUCUUCAUGUUCCAGUGUGAUGAUGUCAGGGCCGACUACGUUGAAAAAUAUCUCUCACUAGCACUGACACGCCGGGGACAGAAUUCAGGCAUCAAAAAUGAAGUAGUGAAACCUGCAGUAGUCCCUAAACCCAGAGAGCCAGAGCCUGCAGCUGAACCAGCGUGGCAGUGGAGUGAGCCUGACUAUGAAGAAGACCAUUUGCAUGAUCCUGACAUGUUACUGCCUGAAGAUGAGGAGGAUGACGAGGAGCCCUUCAUGCGUAAAGACGUAUCUCGUUCAUACACGGAGCUGGACAGGAAUGUGGAUAUGUUGAAUCAUAUUUUAAGUGACGUCGAAAUCUUCAUGGGACAGUUAGCUGCAGCAGAAGCUAAAAAUGCAAAGAAGAAGAAGACGAAGAAGAAGAAGCAAAAGGGGAAAGUCAUGGACAGCAUGCCCACUCAAGAAGAAUUUGAAGACUGUCUCCAUAAAAUUAAAUUUGGCUUAAACCUGCUGGGGGAGCUCAAUGGAAAGAUCAACAAUCCCAGUGCUCCUGAUUUUGUCCACUCCUUUUUUGCCUCGUUAAAAUUCGUGGUGUCACACUGUUCUGAGGUUCUGCCGCCCAGCAUUGUGGCGCCGUUGCUGACGCCUCAGUGUAUCCGUCUCAUGAGUGAAGAGGCGUCCACAGAGGAGGACGAGCUGUGGCAGUCUCUGGGAGAUGCCUGGAACAUUCCCAGUACCCAGUGGCCAGAAGAUGAUGAGGACAUCCCAACCUACACCCCGCAGUUCUUCGAUGGCUGGCAGCCCCCUGAAGUCACUGCAGAACCUCCCCCCACUCCACCUCUGACCAGACAGAAGAGUGCACCCAAAUCUGUGGCCAGACCAAAGAGCCAGCAACCUGCACCCAGUAAACCAGUAACCAGGCAAGAGAGCCAGCAAUCUGCACCCAGUAAACCUGUGAGCAGUCAGAAGGAUCGGCAACCUGCGCCCAGUCAGACGUAUGCCAAUUGGAAACCUACACGCUCAAUGGAGCCAAAACUGCGAGAAGUGCGUGUGAAGUCUGACUUCAUCUCAAGAAACCAAAGAGAGCUCACCGUGAGAAAAGGAGAAAUAGUUCAGCUGCUGGACAAGACCAAGCAGUGGUGGAAAGUGAGGAAUGACAGAGGGGAGGAAGGCUUUGUCCCCAGUAAUAUCCUGAGCAAUAACAAUGAGCAACCUGAUGAAGAGGAAAUUGUGGCCUCUCCUGUCCUAACGAAGAGGUCCAAGCCUGCCGAAGUGAAAGCCUGGCUCGAAGACAAGGGCUUCAGUAAAAUCACUGUACGCUGUCUCGGCGUGGUGAGCGGCACUACGCUUCUGGGCAUGACCAGAGAGGAGCUGAAGGUGAUGUGUCCUGAGGAAGGAGGCCGAGUCUUCUUCCAGUUACAGGCAGUCAGGUCGCAGCUAGCCGCUGCCAGUUAAUGAGACCAGUGACGGGACAUCAAAGGGGACAGAAGAGGACCAAAAGAGGUCACCGAUGAUCAGACUCUGAAAACUUUGAGCUUUGAGUUUACAGUGAAUACUUACGUCUCGUUUGAAAUCAACUAAAUAUGCUAACAAUAUAUAUAUAUAUUAUAUAUGCUAUUAUUCUUUGUCAUUAUAACAUGCAUUCAAAUCUGUCGUCUUGUGUAAUAUCAGAUCAGAAAUCACUUGAAUUCUGUAAUAAAAAGUUGGAGUCUAAUUUGUCACAGCAUGACCUGUAAAUAAAAGUGUGACACAAGCUGGGUGAUUUAACAUGCUUUAUUUUGUUGUCGAGUCAUUACAUGUGAACCUCAGAGGCAUCUGAAUCUGUAAAACUCUGGCAGUCCAUCUCAAGCAAUAAGGCUACAGAUUACAGAUUAAUGGACAUAAAAUCAGGCAGAAUUUAAAAAAAAAAAAUGAUAAAAAUGAUAAUAAUAAUAAUAAUAAUAAUAAUGUCUAAACAGUUACAUGGCUGUAAAAACAAAGAAAAAAAAAAAAAAACAACCUCAGCUGAACACAAACACACACUGAGUACCAGAAUACUUAGAGCACUAUGAGGUUAGUAAUGUAAAUGAUGCCGAACACGUUAUCCGGAUUGUGAACUGUUAACGCCAUGUUUGAAUAUAUGCCGUGUUUCUGUGUUGGCUCCCACUCAGUGUUACUCGACUUCAUGUUUUUUCUCUCUGACCCUCAUGUGCUACUAUUUACUGAGCUCAAUCUCCGGUAUAUAUUGAAAUAUUGGUUUUAAUAAAACAAUACCAGAAACGUGAGAUCUCAAGUAAAAGGAGUUGUUGCUUUUUCUUUUUUCCUGACAGUUGGCUUCAAUAUAUAAAUUAUAUGAGUAAUAUAUUAAUUUGAACUAUGCAAAACUAUAAUGGGACUUAUGUAGUUUUCAGUAUGUCAGCAGUUGAUUGCUGUGAGUUGCAGUCUUGAAUACUGCUGCUGGGCUCCAAAAAGACAUGAUUUGUGAGGUAGGGUGUACUAUAUGUUGGACAUUAUUAACAUAAUAAACAGUAAACAACACGAUGUAAAGGUGAACGGAUAGAAACCGAACAGGUGGAAAAGUUUUAGUUAAUCAAAAAAA